AUGCUCCGAUGGUCCACUACUUUACGAACAUUCCCGCGAACGCAGAAGCGAUGUUUCACAAACAGAAGCAAAAAGGAAAUUAUCGUACUACAUCCGAUAUUAAAGAAAACGAAAAGUGGCAGCAAGUCCUUUGAGGAAAUAAUCUAUGAUGCGCAAGAAGCCUUAGGGUUAGCUCGGUCAGCUGGCUUCAAAGUCGCAAAUGGAAUUUCGAUGCCAUUGGGGGGGUGGACAUUUUUUAAAAACCCAAGUGGGUCUAAAGAGGAAGGCGAAGGGGACGAUUUAGCUAAUAGUUACCAUGAGGAGGACACAUUCAGGGGUUCACUUCAGUCAAACGAAGGGACACCCUGCGGGGGUGAUGCGGAUGAGGGGGAAAGGUGCCUCACAUAUGAAGACUCAGGGGGAGACGCACGGAUAGGUGCCCCCUCCGAGGAGGUUCCUCCGCAGGGGGACGACCUAGAAAGAAAAAUUGCAGAGUCGAUUAUAAUAAAAACGAAUAGAAUAGAUAACAAGUUUUACUUUGGCAAAGGCAAAUUGAAUGAGCUAUCCACCUAUUUUCUAAAACACCCAACGCCGUACGUGUUUAUCAACACGCUGCUUUCGCCUGAACAGUUCAGAAAUUUGGACAUGCUGUUUAACAGCCUGCUGCGGAGCCGCCAUGAUGAGUUGAAGUUGCGUAGGCAGAAGCAGAGAGGAGAAGACUGCCUAUCAGUGAGGGCAUCAGAAUUUAGCGCGGAGGAUGAUGGCUGCGCGGAGGAUGAUGGCUACGCGGAAGACGCAAGGGGGGAGGAACUCGCGUAUGUCGAGAUGUAUAACGAAUGGAUGGAAAGGCAGGCGGAGCGGGAAGACCAGGAAGAUGGAAGCGUGAGUGAGGGGGAAGAGCAGGCUACUUUGGGAGAGGCGGAAGAAGAAGGUGUUGUUUUCCGCGAUGAUGCAGAGGACAAAGACGUGCCGCUCUACGUCGAGCUGUUCGACCGGUACAGCAUCAUACUACAGAUACUGAAGAGCAGGGCGAAAAGCAAUCUGAGCAAACUCCAGCUGGAACUAGCCAGGGCCAACUUCAUUUUCAACACCUACGCAGAAGAUAAUAAGUCAAGAAUGAAGUAUAUAAAAUAUAUCGAAAAUAAUGUACUGGGGAAAUCAAAUUUUGAUUACGAGGAAAAGUACAGCAGACAAAACACCUUCGAUGCGGAUAGGCAGAUGGGAAAAAAAAAAAAUUAUGACCACCUGGGGUACACGAGCAGUUACAUAAAGAGCUCAGAGACAUACAAAGAGUAUGAAAAAAGAAUCAUUCAAAAUUUGUACGCAAAGCUGAAGAAGGAAUUAGGAAAAUGCAAAAAUAAUAAUGCUCUACAGAGCAGUGCUAGAAAACACAAAGCAUUAAUAGCCGUGGUAGGAUAUACAAAUGUUGGAAAAACAAAAUUAAUAAAUUAUUUAACCAAGUCCAAUUUGAAGGCAAGGAAUUUAUUUUUUCAAACUUUGGAUAAUGCUUUUAAAAGUGUAACCUUGGAAGCAAUUAAGAAUGCAGACGUGCUCAUUCAUGUGAUCGAUGUGUGUCACCCGUACAGAGAGCAACAUAAAAAGUGUGUCAUUGAUACGUUACACAAAAUAGGCAUACCCAGCGAUUUUCUAAAAUACAAUAUGAUUGAGGUGUGGAAUAAAGUGGACAAAUUGGCAGACGAGGAACUCCUCAAUUUGUAUAAAACUAAGCCAAAGAAUGUUCUGCCCAUUUCUGCGAAAGUUGGCACAAAUUGUGAUGUUCUCAUUAAAAUUCUUCAAACGAUGAUUAACAGAAUUAAGGACGUGCAAGUGUUGACUCUCCAGUUUUCGACGAUGGAAGCUCAAGAGAGGUUGGCAUACCUUUUGAAAAAUUUCAAAGUCGUCCCCAACUCCAUUUCGUAUUCCAACGACGGGAACACGACCUUUAUCAAGUUGGUGGAGAAUCCCCGCAACUUGAGCAAAUACUAUGAGCGUUUUGGCAAAGAUGAGAAGGGACCCUCGGGGGAGGAUGCACAUAAAGGAGCCGCGUCAUGA
Messenger RNA from Plasmodium cynomolgi strain B, 2031 nucleotides. Its product is annotated as GTP binding protein. The record is from RefSeq and is a predicted model, not a curated record. The transcript is spliced from 2 exons. Gene Ontology annotation, cellular component: cytoplasm. Bases 1 to 2031 code for a protein of 676 amino acids. Gene Ontology annotation, molecular function: ribosome binding; GTP binding. Lineage: Eukaryota; Apicomplexa; Aconoidasida; Haemosporida; Plasmodiidae.